This is a messenger RNA of Benincasa hispida (wax gourd), 1766 nucleotides long. RefSeq names its product DNAse I-like superfamily protein. Gene Ontology annotation, molecular function: 3'-5'-RNA exonuclease activity. The record is from RefSeq and is a predicted model, not a curated record. Lineage: Eukaryota; Viridiplantae; Streptophyta; Magnoliopsida; Cucurbitales; Cucurbitaceae.
ACUUAUAUGAGGGAGCUAAUUGCAAAAAGAUAACUGCUACAACCAUAAUAAAGAGUUAUCCAUCCAAAUAUUCCGUUGUUGUGGCUGUGGCGCGCAUCCAUGGCCACUGCCUUCUUCAGCUGCGGCCCGUUCUUGCACCACCACUCUUAUUUCUGCAAAUCCUUCUUUUGCUGCUCCAACGAUGCCGAUGCUUCAUCUACGUGGUCAUUACCGAAAUCAACUAGUAGCUCUUACACCCGUCGAUGGUACAACCCCUCCAGCCGAAUACAAUUGAACGAAGGUGUUCAAAUUCUGCGCCACUGGAUUGAGGCGGAUCAACCUUCCGCUUCUGAAGAAAAAUUUAGAGUGGUAUCAUACAACAUACUGGCGGAAAGGAAUGCAUGGAAACACAGAGGUUUAUAUCCCAACGUUCCUUCACCAUACCUGAAAUGGAACCAUCGUAAGAGAGUUAUAUGCGAGGAACUUCUUAUCUGGAACCCCGAUAUAAUCUGCUUGCAGGAAGUGGACAAGUAUUUUGAUGUUUCAGAAAUCAUGGAGAAAGCAGGUUACGUUGGGUCAUACACGAGACGCACCGGUGAUGCUAUUGAUGGAUGUGCUAUAUUCUGGAAAGCUGACAAGUUUCGACUGAUAGAUGAAGAGAGCAUCAAAUUCAAGAUGUUCAAUCUUCGCGACAAUGUUGCUCAACUUUCUGUGCUAGAGAUGUCCAAAGCUAAAUCAAGAAGAUUACUGAUUGGUAACAUCCAUGUGCUUUACAACCCAAGCAGGGGGGACGUCAAAUUAGGUCAAAUUCGUUAUCUGCUGUCAAGGGCAGAGAUUCUUUCUGAGAAAUGGAGCAAUCUUCCUUUUGUUCUUGCUGGUGAUUUCAAUAGUACUCCUGAGAGUGCAAUAUACAAGUUCUUAUCAUCAUCCGAGCUAAAUUUCAUGUCCUAUGACCGAGGAGAAUUAUCUGGCCAAUCGGGAUGUCAUCCUGCUGAAGUUCUGGGUGUAAAAAAGAAAUCGUGCAGACCUUUUUUCUCCUUGGAAAGUCAAACAAAAGGAUUCUGGACUGAAGAAGAGGUGAAAGUUGCUACAGGCAGUGCUGACUGCCAAGUGGUGAGAAAUCCCUUUAUGCUAACCAGCUCCUAUGCUACACUCAAAGGUUCUAGUACAACACGGGGACCCACAGGUGAACCAUUGGCUACUUCAUACCACUCCAAGUUUCUUGGAACUGUGGAUUAUAUUUGGUGUUCUGAUGGUCUUAUUCCUACGAGGGUUGUUGAUACUGUUCCCAUUGAUAUUCUUCUGAAAACAGGCGGCCUUCCAUGCGAGGUAGUUAAAGAAGGUGGGCAGCGAUCAUUUACCGUUAGUUUCUGAAAUUGCCUUCACGAGAACAUCAGAAGAAAGCAAUAGCCAAUAACUACAUCUAUAAGUGAUGAUUUCAGACUUUCAGCAAAAUAGCUAUCAAAGUAAGCACAAUAAUUGGCGGACUGCCUUAAAACAUAUAUGAACUUUGCUUGAAUGAAACUAAAAGUGGACUCCAGGUUUCUUUUAUUUGCAUUUAGAUAGAGAAUUUGAAAUACAUACUGGUAUUCUUUGUAAACUAUAGGUGAAUCAGAUAUAGAUCAUAAUAUUCAAAGCUUCAGUUGGAUACUUGGUUUUGUACUUAUGUUGUAUUGAUAUUUUCUAUCUGUUCAGUAGAAAAAAGUGGGUUGUGGAUUUGAACUUCCGACCUUAAGAAAAUCAUGAAAAUCAUGAGUACGUGUCAACAAAUGCUGAGUUCUUUUUGA